UUUAUUUAGAAUUUAUAAUCUUUUAAAAUCCAUCAAAAUCUUAAUUGAGAACACCAUAAGACUAUGCUUAAUCCCCAUGCUUCUUCCGUCCAUUGAUCUCUUGCAAUUUCUUGAUCAUACCUAAUUAUAAUCAUAGUUCUCCAUGUUGAACAAUCAAAGAGCCAUAGCCAGCACGAGCUGGAAUAAUGAAGAAGACAAUGAAGACGAACAUAUUAGAGAAAUCCAUACACUAACCCCAUCUCGUCUACAGAGAAUGAUUGCUUGGGAAACAAGUAGCCACAGAUCAUCAAAUCUGUCCAUGACCAGCAGUACUGAAAUUGAAAAUUUCACCACCGUGAGUAGAGAAUUCAAUGCUUUAGUUCUUGCUGGAUCCUCCAUCGGAAACAGCAAUAGCCAGCCAGAAAACGACGUUCCCAUGGCUGCGAAUAGUGUUAGCAACUUGGGGAGGAUCCGGGAGGAGGAAGUGCCAGAAGAAACCAACUCUUCGGCCGUUGUGCCCGAUAAUAAUCCUCUGGACAUUCCUGCCUCAGUUCAAUCAACCCAAGGUAAUCAAAGGGAAAUAUCAGUGCAAAGUGUGAAGAAAGAAGAGGUGGAAUCGAAGAUUAACGCAUGGCAGAAUGCAAAGAUCGCGAAGAUUAAUAAUAGGUUUAAGAGAGAGGAUGCUGUGAUCACUGGUUUGGAGAGUGAGGAAGUGCAGAAGGCGACUUCUUGGAUGAAGAAAGUAGAGAGGAAGCUGGAGGAGAAAAGAGCAAAAGCCCUUGAGAAAAUGCAGAAUGAUAUAGCCAAAGCACACAGAAAAGCACAAGAAAAAAGAGCAUCAGCAGAGGCUAAAAGAGGAACAAAAGUCGCUAGAUUUCUUGAAAUUACAAGCUUGAUGAGGGCCGUGGGACGACCUCCGAUUAAGCGUUCCUUCUUUUAAGCUCUCGAUAUACAAGAGUUCAGAAUUCCGUUGGUUUUCUUAUUGAGUAUUGUCUAAUAUUGUGCAUUUACACGAGUACCACACAAGGAAGUGUGGCAUUGAAUGUAGAAAAUAUAGGGUGUGAAAU
Messenger RNA from Olea europaea var. sylvestris, 1046 nucleotides. Its product is annotated as remorin 4.1-like. The record is from RefSeq and is a predicted model, not a curated record. Lineage: Eukaryota; Viridiplantae; Streptophyta; Magnoliopsida; Lamiales; Oleaceae. The coding region runs from base 143 to 919 and encodes 258 amino acids. The transcript is spliced from 3 exons.